This is a messenger RNA of Candida tropicalis MYA-3404, 2514 nucleotides long. RefSeq names its product origin recognition complex subunit 1 (gene ORC1). The coding region runs from base 1 to 2514 and encodes 837 amino acids. Gene Ontology annotation, molecular function: ATP hydrolysis activity; ATP binding; DNA replication origin binding. NCBI's taxonomy places the organism in Eukaryota, Fungi, Ascomycota, Pichiomycetes, Serinales, Debaryomycetaceae. The record is from RefSeq and is a predicted model, not a curated record. Gene Ontology annotation, cellular component: nuclear origin of replication recognition complex. Gene Ontology annotation, biological process: DNA replication initiation; mitotic DNA replication checkpoint signaling. The transcript has a single exon.
AUGAAUUGUAUUAAAGGGUGGGGAUACAGAAUUGAAAAUGUCGAUAGUGACGAUAAUAAAAGCCUUGUUGAUUCAACUCCCGUCACACGAAGAGGUCGAAUUUCACGAUCUCAAGCUAGUACAAUGGCAAUUAAACCAGCUAGUGAUAAGAUUGUAUUGAUCAGACAAGUAGACGGAGUCGAGUUUAAAGUUGGAGAUGCAAUUGAAGUUACCUCGCGGGAUAAGAAUUUUGGUCUGUCUCUGGAAAUUUGUAUAAUUAAACAAAUCCAGUGGGGGACUAGUGAGUUUAUCUUAGUACAUGUUGUUUGGCUAUUAAGACCAAUUGAAGUUAGCGGACUACAGGAAGGAAUUGCUAAAGAAAACGAGCUAUUUCUAACUCCCUAUUUUAAUGAAUUAAAGUAUACUGAAUUUAUCCGUCAUAUCAAUGUUCUAUCUGAAGAUCAAUUUAACGAUAUUGUCAUUGAUGAAUCCAAUUCAAACAAUACAUUUCUUUUGAGAAGAUUGGCAGAUGAUUAUGGCAAUUUAAGUGAAAGUUUCGAUUACCUGGAGCUACACCAGUUGCUAUUAUCCAAUAAUGAAGAAUUUACCAAGAAGAUUAUGAAUAUGUCAUUAUCUCAUGCCCAGAACAGGAAAUCUUCAAGAAGGGCAAGGCAAAGAGAGCAACCAAUAAAAACAGAGAAGGGAACCAAUAGCAAUAAUUCAAGCACAAAACUAGUUAAUGUUGGGAUGGAGAAGAGAUCUGGUACUAAAACCGAAAACAAACGCAUAGACUUGGGAGCAGAGGAGAAGCAGAAGAAGAAGCAAGAUGAACAAGAAUCAAUUGAGCCAUCCGAUUCUGACUUGCAAAGCGAUUACAUUAGUGAUGAUCAUGAUCCUGACGUCGAAUCUGAAGACGAAGAAGUUGUAAUUGAAUCCGAAGAAGAGGUAGAAGAUGACGAAGCAGACCUUGAUGAAGAAGAAUCUGAUUUUGAAGAGUAUGGGAAGAAGCGUAAGAAGAGGACACGGUCCCCUCGAAAGAACAACACUCCAUCUCCUAAACGAAAAUCAGUUAAAUCAAAAACCACAGGAAGUGAAUUAGAAGAGUUUUAUUCUGCUGUGACUCCAACAAAGAAGAUCAAAUUCUCUACGUUGGAUAGAUCUUCCUUACCUGUAUUUCUUUCACCAACAAAGCGUGUCCCUGACGGGUUUACGGAUACAACGUCUCAAGCAUUUAAAGAGAUGAAACAGAAAUUGCAUACUUCACAGAAAUUAAAUGCAUUACCAGGAAGAGAAGAUGAAUUUGCUAUGAUCUAUAUGAAUUUGGAGUCAGCUGUGAAUGAAGGUACUGGGUGUUGUGUGUACGUCAGUGGUGUGCCAGGUAUGGGUAAAACAGCAACUAUCAAAGAUGUAGUGCAACAAAUGACAGAGUCACAAUCUUUAGGUGAGAUCAAACCAUUUAGUUACGUGGAAUUGAAUGGGUUGAAAUUGUUAAAUCCCAAUGUUGCAUACGAAGUGCUUUGGGAGCACAUAAGUGGUCACAGAGUUGUCGCAACAAAUGCUGCAUUAUUGCUAGAGGAAUACUUUAAGACCGAUCAAGCCAACAGAAAACCGUUGAUUGUAUUAAUGGAUGAAUUGGAUCAAAUUGCGACUAAAAAGCAAAAUGUUAUGUACAACUUUUUCAAUUGGCCCACUUAUAACACAUCAAAGUUAAUUGUGAUUGCAGUAGCCAACACCAUGGAUUUACCAGAAAGAGUUUUGUCAAACAAAAUUUCGUCUAGAUUGGGUUUAAGAAGAAUUCAGUUCAAGGGUUAUACUUUUCAACAAUUGGGUGAUAUCAUUUCGCAUAGAUUAGAAAUGAUAACAAAGAAUAACAGAAGAAAGGUUACAAUAUCACCCGAUGCGAUUGGGUUUGCAUCAAGAAAAGUUGCUAGUGUAAGUGGGGAUGCCCGUAGAGCAUUGAAUAUUUGUCGCAGAGCAGUCGAAAUAGCAGAGAAACAGUAUUAUGAUAAUCAUAAGAACCUGGAAGGUGCAACAACAGCUGGUGACGAUGACAAAAAUAAGGAAACAUAUGAAGUUUUGAUUUCACACAUAUUGGCAGCUAUUAACGAAACAGUGAAUUCACCAUUAGCACAGUUUAUAGCUGCAUUGCCAUUUGCGUCGAAGUUAGUGCUCGCCUCAAUGUUAAGAACGACAAGAAGAACCGGAUUGGCAGAAAGCAAGCUUGGGGAUAUUAUCAGUGAAAUGAAAAAUUCUCUUGUAAUGUCGACUGAUCCCAAACAAAAGAAACCCGGCCAGUUGGAUAUAAUGGACAUGUUAUACACUGAUAAAUUAUUUGGUGAUGAGAAUGCUGGUAACCAUAAUUUCAAUUUGAGAAUUCAUUCCUUCAAACACGUUGUUACUUCGUUAGUAGAGGCAGGAAUAAUUGCAUUGCAAACUUCAGCUGGUGAGAGAUCUAAAUUAGUUCAGUUGAAUGUAUCUGAAGAAGAGGUUGUGUCUGUAUUGAAGAAAGACAAUCAAAUUGCAGGAUUUCUAUAG